AUGAUCUCGAUCCCGUCGCCUCGCCUUCCCUCUCGACUCAACGGACGGCCUCAAUCCGCCAUUCCCGCCAUGCCCCCGGCAACCACUCCGGCCGCCCACUCCUCCGCGCUCUGCUCGACCGUUACGGCAUGCGCCUCGCGGUCUUCGCGGCGGGCCAAGCGGGGGGAGUUCGUGCGACGCCUUGCGGUGAACGGCGUGGGCGCAUUCCUGCUGGUGUGGCUCGCCACGUGGUUUGGCGACGACUGGGACGCCGGCUUCGCAGAACCUGGCCACGUGGCGCCUCAGAACGAUGACAGUGACGGUGACGGGGACGGUGACGUGGCUGUACCGGGCAGCAUUCCGCAAUCCCCGCCGCGAUUCAUCCUCUACCGCAUGAUCGGCAACGAUAUCCCGCCGUUGCAGUGCGACGGGCAGCUGUACGAGAACACGCUGUACGCGUUACAGCACGAGCCGAGGCGGCUGGCGGGGUGCCGGCGCGUGUGGGUGGUGAACAACGUGGUGAACGAAACUUCAGAGCAACUGGUGGUGCGCGCACUCAAGGCGCACGGGUACGGGGACGAGGACAUCAUAGUGCGGCGAAUCAACUACAGCCACGUGGCCCAGCUUCCCGAGGACCAAUGGGGUGCAGCCGUGUCAGCACAGAACGAGGCGCGCAACGCGAUGCUGGAGCACGGGCAGGCAUCGGGGGCGCGGUGGAUCCUGCCGUGGGACGGCAACCAGUUCCUCACCCGCGAGGCGUGGCACCGCAUCGUCGCAGCUGCUGACCGCUACGAGGCACAAGGUCUCACCGUGUUCAAGGUGGCGAUGGUGAAGGUGCAGAGCGUGCAGCAGCCAGCAUGGCUGAACGCCUCGUCGCUCUUCCGCCACAUCCGCCCGCACGCCCCGGGGCAGUGGGAGAGCCAAGUCGCCUUCCGCAACGACUCCCCUCACCGCUUCAAGGAAGCAAUGCCGCUGUUGUUUAUCAGUAGAGGAGGCGCUGCUUUCGAGUCGCAGUGCAGGUACUCGCACUCACUGCUGUCUGCUCUUGAGGUGCCUAAAUAUUACAACACGCUGCUUGCACCCACUUCUGUUACCACUACCCAUGGGCUGGCCUUGCAUCUGGCAGUAACGACAGCCCUCUCCCCGUCUCACCAUGCGUCCUCUCUUUCACAGCUCUCUCACUCCUCUGCCUGCCUCCUCUACUUGAUGAUCAUCCCCAUGGCUGUCAUUGGCAGGGAUUACCACGAGAGGAGAGUGUCUGUGCGCACGGCGCUGCAGUGCGGGUAUUCUGUGCGCCUUUGGUACCACCCAUGCCCGGGGGUGGAUAUCAAGAAGGCGUUUCGCAGCACAGCGUACAGGACAGAGUUGAGAGCGCGAGGGAGGGAGAUGUUUCAAGAGCAGAUUCGAGUGGCUAUGGCGAGGCAUGGGGUGCUGCCAGUGAUGGGGAAGGCAGACGGUGGGGAAUUAUGA
Messenger RNA from Closterium sp. Naga37s-1, 1449 nucleotides. Lineage: Eukaryota; Viridiplantae; Streptophyta; Zygnematophyceae; Desmidiales; Closteriaceae. The record is from the annotation of a GenBank genome assembly.